AUGGAGUACAUCCAACGCUUGCAGACGGAAGAAUUUUGGGAGAACGAGAUCAAAGCGCAUGGAGUCAGAGCGUUGCAUGUACCUCCGACUACUGGAAAUCACGACAGCCAACUUUCGUUGAACACUAAUUGGAAGGCGAGCGUGAGUAUGACGCGAGGCCCGAAUGGCAACAUGGUCGUUGACGUUUGGUCUUCUAAGAUGGUGCAGAAUCCAGAAUGGCUGGAGAAAAUCACUGUUAUCGAAGAGAGUGCAAGUGUGUCCUCUAGUUUGAAGAGCAACAAGUAA
Molecule: messenger RNA, 285 nt
Organism: Letharia columbiana
Lineage: Eukaryota; Fungi; Ascomycota; Lecanoromycetes; Lecanorales; Parmeliaceae
Exons: 1
Coding region: 1-285 (94 amino acids)
Source: RefSeq, a predicted model, not a curated record